This is a messenger RNA of Stegastes partitus (bicolor damselfish), 4245 nucleotides long. RefSeq names its product R3H domain containing 2 (gene r3hdm2). NCBI's taxonomy places the organism in Eukaryota, Metazoa, Chordata, Actinopteri, Pomacentridae. The transcript is spliced from 28 exons. Gene Ontology annotation, molecular function: nucleic acid binding. The record is from RefSeq and is a predicted model, not a curated record. The coding region runs from base 715 to 3903 and encodes 1062 amino acids.
UACUGUGAGUGUGACGCUGACACACACACACACAAGCCGGAGCCGAGAAGAGGGAAUUGCGUUUUGUUUCUUUUUCUUUAAUUUGUGUCCUUUUAUUCUUUGGUGUUUUGUUGUUGUUUAGCGGUAUUCCAGUGACGGAUCCGACUGCCUCGUUCUUCAGCGCUUUGCUAUCUAUCAUUAGCGUUCAUGCUGCUCUCCCCUCACGCGGCGCUAUUUUGACAGUCGGGGUCGCAGUGAACCAACUCAAGCUAGCAGCACCAUUAUAUUAGCAUUGACACAACUUGAAGGAUUCUCCACACGGACUCAAGACAUACGACCAGCAAAACUGGCUCCUGACUGUAGGACAGACCAUGCUGCUGCACUAAGCCGGAGGGAGAGAGGAGAGAAGAGAAAGAGGCCCCAGAGGACCGCUGAGGUGGUGGCUGGCCUGUUGGUGUGCCCCUCCCCCUUGUCUGGCUGGCUAACUGCUGCCUCUUCAGUUCACCUGAUCGCUCACCACCCCAAAAUCUAAGGCUUGCUAUGGACUGCACUUCGCCCCCUGCUGCAGCCCAACCCAGUACACUACCUUAGUGGGUUCCCCUCGACUUUCUGUGUGUGGUUCCUAGCCAGACUCACAGUACAAAGUCCAGCACAGAUCUGGUACCACCUACAGCCACUCCUGGGUCCUCCACCCAACCCCCUCCCCACUCCACCCUCUCCCCCUCCCUUAAGAAGAUGUCAGUGAGCCUGACAACAGACAUCCAGCAGGAGGGAGAGAGUGGGCCACUUAUCGAGCCCUGCAGUCGAGGCAAGACCUCCCCUCAACCACAGGGCACAAAGGAAGGGACAGGAGACGGCCUGGAGCCUGAUGAUAGCUCCCCACAGGAUGCACAGAAGCGGGCUCCUAACCACAGCCAUGGCAGGAAAAGGGCCAAGUCUAAUGCCAAACUGAAGCUCGUACGGAGUCUGGCAGUGUGCGAGGAGUCCUCUGGUCCCUUCUCCAAUGAUGGACCUCCAGAAUCGGAUAUCAUCCAGCUUCACAUCAGCUGUCCGUCAGACAAAGAGGAGGAAAAGUCUUCAAAAGACGAGUAUGAAAAUGAAGAGAAGGAAAAGAAGGAUAAGACUCCCAGAAAGAUGUUGUCACGUGAUUCCAGUCAGGAAUACACUGACUCCACGGGCAUUGAUGUUCACGAGUUUCUGGUCAACACACUGAAAAACAAUCCCAGGGAUCGAAUGAUGCUGCUCAAACUAGAACAAGAUAUCCUGGAGUUCAUUAAUGACGACAAUAACCAGUAUAAGAAGUUUCCUCAGAUGACUUCUUAUCACCGUAUGCUGCUGCAUCGCGUGGCUGCCUACUUUGGCAUGGACCACAAUGUGGAUCAGACGGGCAAAGCUGUCAUCAUCAACAAGACAGGCAACACACGCAUCCCAGAGCAAAGGUUCUCUGAACACAUCAAGGAUGAACGUAAUAUGGACUUCCAGAAGAAAUUCAUCCUUAAGAGAGAUGAUGCUAGCAUGGACAAAGAUGAUAAUCAGAUCCGUGUGCCGCUGCAGGACGGGCGGCGUAGCAAGUCUAUUGAAGAGCGAGAGGAGGAAUAUCAGCGGGUACGAGACCGGAUCUUUGCCCGAGAAGUGUCCUUUUUUUUGCAGUCCUCUCAAAAUGGAUACAUCAAUGACAACAGAGGGAACCGUGAGAGCUCCAGCCGGGCAUCCAGCAGUCGUCAAAGCAGCACAGACAGUGACAUGAAGUGCCUGGAGCCACGGCCCUGGAGCAGCACCGACUCAGAUAGCUCCAACCGCACCCUCCGGCCACCCGUCACGAAGGCCAGCAGCUUCUCUGGCAUCUCCAUCCUUACCAGGGGGGAUAGCCUUGGCAGCAACAAAGGAUCACAGGGAAGCUGCAAAGGCUCUCGUUCUGGCCUGCCCCUAGUCAGUCCUGAUGUGUGUCCCCCACCCGCAGCCUCCCAGUCCAGCCGUAGCCUGCUUCCCUGCCCAUCUCAACAGCCACAGCAGCCACAGCCACCGCCCCAGGCUCCGCCUCAAACUGCUCUGCUGCCCACCCCACAGCAACACCCGAUGGGCAACCACAUGAUUGCUCAGCCGGUGGCGUCUCUGCAGCCCUCUCAGCCUGUCUCCUACUCCAGCCCUUCCUGCCCCCAGGUUCUCCUGCCAGUUUCUCCUCCCCAGCAGUACACAAUGGGAGAAGAGCUGGCACCCCAAUUCACCCAGAUGACACUGAGUCGGCAGGGUUCCAGUGAGAACCCUGAGCCUCCCCCGAUGUAUCAGGCUCCCACGGUGCUGUCGCAGCAUCCCCCGCCUCAGACUGGCUACAUCAUGGCUACUACGGGUCAGCCUAUGCCACCUCCAUCUGGCUACCAGCCUGCCACUGGACACCCCCAUCCUCCACCUCCACCGCCUCCUCCAUCUCAGCCGGUCAUGCAGGCCCCACCACCUCCACAAGGGUACAUGCAGCCCCCUCCGCCUCAACAGAUACAGGUGUCAUACUACCCUCCUGGUCAGUAUCCCAGCUCAGGCCAGCAGUACCGUGUGCCCCAGCCUAUGUCCCACCAGGUGUCUUAUCCUGCCCAGCGCACACAACCCAUGCCUCAGCCCACACAACAGUCAGGUCUCCAGACCAUGAUGCCCAGCCAGCAGCCGAGCUACCAGGGCAUGAUGGGUGUGCAGCAACCCCAAAACCCUGGUCUGCUUAAUUCCCAGAGGGCAGGCAUAGGAGGACAAAUGCAAAGCAUAAUGGUCCAGUACCCACAGAUGCCAUCAUAUCAGGUACCAGUGGGCAAUGAAAAUCAACAGGUGGUGCAGCAGCAGUACCAGCAGCAGGUGAUGGUACCAGUCAGCCAGUCUGUCCAGGGGCCCAUGCCUGUCUACUACAGUGUUAUCACACCCACACAGCAGAAUAGCACAAGCCCGUCAGUAGGUUACCUGCAGCCUCCCAGCUCUGAGCAGUAUCAGAUUACACAGUCGCCGUCCCCCUGCAACCCUCAACAGUUGCAGCAGCAAUAUUCAGGAGUACCUCCUCCUGGGCCUGGGGUGAUGGUCAUGCAGCUCAGCGUCCCCAAUGGACCGCAGCCUUCCCAGAAUCCUCCCCUGGUCCAGUGGAACCCAUGCAAGUACUACAGCAUAGAGCAAAGGCCCAGCAAGCCAGGAGAGCUCUACAAACCUGACAACACUCCACAGGCCAGUACCCAGCUGACGAGUCCCCUGGCCUCCCCCACUCAGUCUCCCACCCCAUCUCCCUCCGGCAGCGUUAGCAGCGUCUGUCCAGGCCUGGGACCAUUACCCCUCAUUUCCCAGUUUCCCCGGCCAGGAGGAUCAGCUCAAGGUGACGGUCGCUACUCUUUGUUGGGGCAGCCCCUCCAGUACAGCCUGUGUCCUCCCCCCCUCAUGCAUGGCCAGUCCUCCUACAGCUCCCAUCAGGCCCAAGGAGUAAUGAAACAUGGGGCACGAGGGAAAAAGCAAACUCUAAAGUCAGCAUCCACAGAUCUUGGCACCACUGAUGUAGUGGUGAGUCGAGUACUUGAGGUAACAGACCUGCCAGAGGGGAUUUCACGGCCAGAGGCUGAAAAGCUCUUCAACCAGCUGUCGCUGUGUGGUGCCAAGAUCCAGUGGCUGAAGGAGCCCCAGGGAGGCCGAGGAGGACCAGGAGGCUGUGGCCCCUGUCCUGGUGCAGGGCCUUCUGGGCCAGGAGCUGCUGCUGGGCCUGGGGCCUGCAUGGGAGCCGGAGGAGUGAAGGGCGAUGGCAGUGACCCAGCUCACCUCUACACAGUAGUGGCAGUGUUUCCCAGCACCAUGGCUGCCCAGAGUGCUUCCUUCAAACUUAACAACAGCGGGGCCAGCCUCUUCAAACUGAGGGCUGCCAAAAAGAACUAUGACCUGCGUGUGCUGGAGAGAGCCAGUUCUCAGUGAAAGGAAAAGAGAGGGGAGGAAAGAAAGAAAGUAAAAGAGACAGACAGACAGAGAGACUUGGUGGAAUGGUGGAAAAGGAAGGAGGACUGAGGGGGACUGCUCUUAGUGUACAACUUAAAAACAAAACAAAAAAAACUUGAUGAGAUAAAUGAUGUGUCAAAUGUAUAAAAGGGAAGAAGGUGUGAAUCAUGAGGUGGCUGGUGUUUGGUUGCAAAUAUGAUUUUGUUGUUUGUUUUUAUUCAUUGUUUUUGUUUUGUAUUUAUAUAGCAGAAGAGCACACAAGACACGUGAGCAUGUGUUUCACUGUUGCCGUGGAAUGUGUGCUGCCAUUAUACAAGAACA